AUGUCUUCUACCAGCGAGUCUACAGCGCUUGACAACCAACCACUUCGCAAAGAGAAAGUCGACGGGGGGGAUGAUCCAAUGUCAGGGCCUGGCGGUGUUGGCGAGCCAGAUGCUGGAGGCCCUCCAUCCGCCUUUUCAUCCACCUUCCAAGAAGUCCUUUUCAUCCUUGUCAUCGGUCUAUCACAGCUCUUCUCUGUUGGCGGUCUUGGCAAUACAGCUUUUUCGGUGCAACAAAUUGCCCACUCGUUGAACGCCGCAGGCAAUGGUCAGAUGUCCUGGUUCCUGGCCGCGUAUUCUCUGUGCGGCGGCGUCUUCGUUCUGGUGACCGGCCGACUGGGCGAUCACUUCGGCCAUAAGUAUGUCUUCCUCUUCGGAUGGAUGUGGAUGGCCUUAUGGUCCCUCGUGAGUGGCUUUGCCAAAGAUGUGAUCCUCUUCGACAUUGCUCGCGGGAUGACGGGGAUCGGCAACGGGGCACUGGUCCCCAACUCCUUCGCCCUCCUCGCACGUGCCUUUCCCCCGCUGUCAGUCAAGAAAAACAUCGCCUUUGCUUUCCUUGGAUUCUGCGCACCAUCGGGUUACAUAUUCGGAGGCCUCAUCGGCGCUGCCUUCGCCGAGAAAGUCACCUGGCGAUGGGGGUAUUGGUUUUGGGCCAUUGGCUGCCUCGUCCUGGGCGCAGUGACUUAUCUCAUCGUCCCCCACCGCGUGGGUUCGCCGAUCCCCGGUCUCAGCCUCAAGCGCUUUGACUACCUCGGAUCCAUCCUCGGCGUCUCGGGUCUUAUCCUCUUCUCCUUCGCCUGGAACCAAGCCUCCGUGGUAGGCUGGCAAGAACCUUACGUCUACGCGCUUCUCAUCGUCGGAAUUCUCCUGAUCGGCGCAUUCGCCAUCUCUCAGUCCCACGUCCCGGCCCCCGUCCUUCCCAACACCCUCUGGACCCGCAAGGGCUUCUCCCCCGUCGUGACAGCGAUGUCAUUCGGCUGGAUGUCCUUCGGCAUCUUCCUCUACUACACGACGAUCUACAUCCUCACCAUCCACAAAGCGCAGCCACUCACAGCAGUCGCACAGAUGGUUCCGCUCGUGAUCGGGGGCCUGUUCGCGACCGCCUCCGUCGGGCUCUUUAUCACCAAAGUCCCCGCGCAGUACAUCUUCGGCGUCUCCAUGUUUUCCUUUCUGGUCGGCAACCUGCUGAUGAGUUUUGUGUCGUACUCCCCCAUCUACUGGGCCUUCAUCUUCCCCGCGUGUUUGCUGGUGGUCGGCGGACCGGACCUCUCCUUCGCGUCGUCGGGAAUCCUCAUCUCCAAUGCGGUCCUGCCGGAGGAGCAAGGCGUCGCCGGCUCGUUUAUUUCGACAGUUGUGCAGUACUCUAUUUCUAUCGGUCUGGGCAUUGCUGCGACCGUCGAGGCGCAUGUCAAUCACGGGGGAGCGGAUGUGAUCCGCGGGUAUCGCGGGGCGCUCUGGCUCGGGAUCGGGUUCGCAGCGGUCGGCUUCUUGAUUGUGGUUCUGUUCGUUCGGGAUAGCCGGUUUGAUGAAAAGGGGAAGAAUGUAAAGGCUGAUGCGAGCAGCACGGAUAGCGCUGAGAUGCCAAUCGCCGAGGUGGAUGUCUGA
This is a messenger RNA of Aspergillus aculeatus ATCC 16872, 1602 nucleotides long. RefSeq lists its product as uncharacterized. Gene Ontology annotation, molecular function: transmembrane transporter activity. The transcript has a single exon. Gene Ontology annotation, biological process: transmembrane transport. Lineage: Eukaryota; Fungi; Ascomycota; Eurotiomycetes; Eurotiales; Aspergillaceae. Bases 1 to 1602 code for a protein of 533 amino acids. Gene Ontology annotation, cellular component: membrane. The record is from RefSeq and is a predicted model, not a curated record.